AUGGCGUCUAAUACUACACCUGCUGAUGGGAUUACCAAGCACAGGGCGUGUGACGAAUGCAGAUCCCGAAAACUCGCUUGCUCUAAAGAACCAGACGGCUGUUCCCGCUGCAAGAAAGAGGGAAUAGAAUGCUACUACUCGCCGCAGAAGCAGAUGGGUCGUCCUCGUAAGAGGCGGCACGUGGAUGAAAGCGAGGAUACCGUCGUGUCAGCACCAGCUGCUCAGCAGCCAGAGCAGCCUUUACUUUUCCUACAGCCAGCUGAUGAUACCUCUUAUGAGCAGUUCAACCAGGCUGUGUCUACUGAGGACUUUCUUCAGGAUCUCAGCUUCUUGGAUGAGCCUGCUGCUGUAAACGUGGAUACCUGGGACCUACUACCCAACUACAACGACACGCUUCCUUUCGGCCCCCAGAUCUUACAACAUGAUGGCUCACUUGGCGAAAAUGCGACAUUACCUGCACUUAAUCUCAGUGGUGUAGAUCUUCUUGGCAGUAUCAACUUUGGCGACACAGAUGUUCCGCAAGAAGCUGUUUCAAAGGACCUCAGCAACACACUGCAGCAAUAUCUGGCGUACCAGGUUGAAAUGCCUCAGUCAGAAUCACAUCAGUCGUCAGAUACUUCAGCAACACCUGAAUCUAGCAAUGCUACCUCUGCCGGUUCUCCCGGGGAUGCUAUAGGGGCACCAAGUCCUGCGAUGCAGUCUGUCCCUAUUGUGUCUUGUAGUUGCCUAUCAACACUCUACCUUGCUCUUGACUCUCUUGGUAAUCUACCUACCGAGGUCAUCCCAGCCAUGAAAGUCGCCCGGAAUGCGUCCAAGGUUGCUCACGAUGUCAUCAAAUGCACCGUCUGUUCUGCCCCCAUGGUUGACGAACCCACAAAGUCACCUCCUAUGCAGGCUUUCCAGAACCUCAUGCUUCUAGCCGCUCUGGUACCGUCCGCGUGCAACGCCUACGCAAGGAUUCUCGAGAUGGUAGAUGCAGAGGUUGCUCUCGCCAAGCAAGAGGGACGGACCUUCUGGUUCUCAUUCAAGGACAUAGGCGGUCUUUGGGGAUGUAUGGGCAACACCCCCAACGGCUGUACAGCUUUCCAGAGCUACAACAACAAGACCAUGGCUCCUGACCUGUGGCGACUGACAAUCCGAGGACUUCUUCGACUCGAUGUCUACGGGCUCGACGAGGAUGACCAGAGCAUACCGCAGCCGCUCAGUUACCGACAGCUGGGGCUCAAGGAUGUCGUUCAGCAGCUUGAAGAGCGGAACGACAAGCGACACGCUGCCCUCGACGCCAUGGUUGCUGCUGGGCAUAGCCACCACGCACCUCCUGGAGUCAUUUACCCGACUAAGCCAUGCACGCAAGGAGAACGCAACUGUACCAAGGUUCUUGAGGUUGCCCGCAUUGCGCUAGAGAAUCUUGUCAUUGCUUAG
This is a messenger RNA of Fusarium sp. VM40, 1422 nucleotides long. NCBI's taxonomy places the organism in Eukaryota, Fungi, Ascomycota, Sordariomycetes, Hypocreales, Nectriaceae. The record is from the annotation of a GenBank genome assembly.